AUGGCAGCAUUCCCUCCUCCUCCUACUCCUACUCCAGAACAACAACCCUACCAUCACCCCGAGCCGGGAUUCGUAGACUCCAUGGCCCGCCUGACCACCACCACAGACGACCCCACCACGCGCGACCUCAUCAGCAUCCAAAACCUGCAACUCCCCCACGGGAUCCUCGCGCCGGACGUCUGGGGCAAUUCCAAAGAACAACCCUGCCUACUCACGCUGAAUCUGCUCUUCCAGAAGACAUUCGCAUGCCAUGAAGACCGGUUGGACGAUUCGACGAUCCACUACGGCGCUCUGGCCAAGGAGAUCCGCAAGCGGAGUACGCAGGGGCAGACGGCGGAGGGAGUAUCGCAGCAUGUAGAGCGCGCGAUACGGCUUUUAGGGGCGAAGGAGGGGAGGGGGUUUGUGGUGGCGAGGAGUACGGUGGAGGUGAAGUUGCCGAAAGCGAGUAUGUUUAGUGAGAGGGGGGUAAGUCUGUUGAGUACGACGGGGUAUGAUUUGGAAGGGAAGGUGGUUGAGUUUUCGCGGGUGUUUAGAGUGGAAGGGAUCAAGAUUAUGACGCUGAUUGGGGUGAAUGGGUACGAGAGGAGUCAGAAACAGCCGUUGGUGGUGAGUGUGGCGUUGAAUUUGCGGGGGGAUGCGGAGGAGACUGGACAGACCGCUGCGUUGUUUAAUUUUGAAGCGUUGGUGGUACAGGUGAGUUGUUCGUUGUUUGAUUCUACAGUCUCGUGUGGAGGGGAGGUUUGGCUGAUAUGAUGUGUGGCAGGUCAUCCAAGAGACUUCGUUUGAGACGCUGGAGAUGCUGGCUGAUUUCACGAUUUCGCAGCUGAGGAAGAAGAUGCUGGAUGCUGUCUUGCCUGGAGCCCGUGUGCAAUUGCGGAUCGAGAAGCCCCGGGCGAUUGCUUUUGCGGAUGCGCCUGCUGUGGAGAUUAUUCGAGAUGUUCCGUCCUCAGAAGAUCAGGCGAAGCGGGCUACCAGAGUCGACAGUUCAGCGCCGGGGAAGGCCAGGGCCAGGCCGCCAUCUGGAGAGAGGAGCACGACUCCCGCAGUGGACUCAAGAGCCUCUUCGAGACUCAGUGUCAUCAAGCCGUACAAUGUCUGA
Messenger RNA from Lecanosticta acicola, 1099 nucleotides. The record is from the annotation of a GenBank genome assembly. Lineage: Eukaryota; Fungi; Ascomycota; Dothideomycetes; Mycosphaerellales; Mycosphaerellaceae.